Molecule: messenger RNA, 4445 nt
Organism: Osmerus eperlanus (European smelt)
Lineage: Eukaryota; Metazoa; Chordata; Actinopteri; Osmeriformes; Osmeridae
Gene: grb14
Product: growth factor receptor-bound protein 14
Exons: 14
Coding region: 330-1889 (519 amino acids)
Biological process (GO): insulin receptor signaling pathway; negative regulation of insulin receptor signaling pathway
Cellular component (GO): cytoplasm; plasma membrane
Source: RefSeq, a predicted model, not a curated record
GCUCUGAACGCAGGACAGAACAGAUCUGUGGAUUAGAAUAUGCCACUGUGUCAGAGCAGAGGAGGAGGGCUCUUUUAGGAGUCAUCACGAUAAAAAUAACUUUAUUGUGGUGGAUCAUGUUUUGGUGGGAGGGAUAGUUUUCCCCCACUGGGCCAGCCCCAUGGGCAGCAGAUGAGCUGGAGAGGCGUGUGUGUGCGCGCAUGCUAGCUGUGCUGUAAGCAGAGGAACUCAGCCAGGCAAACCUCACUGUGCUCUUAACACACUCCAGCCGUGGGUGUUCUCUCUGCUCCAGAUGAUGCCGUGGGUGUAGCUGGUGCCUUCGUGGUGAUAUGAAUAACACACUGGAGGAGCUGAACACGCCUAGAAGCCUCGUGGAGAAAGCAGACAUUUUUCAGAGUGCCGAGAGGAACACGAGUGUCUUUCCCAGUCCGGCCCUCAUCCCUCUCCGGGCUCCUAAGGACCCUGCCCAUACCCAGCUCUCCAGGACGGCUCUCUGCAAGGCCAAUAGGAGAAGUGAAGAGGUCGAGGAGCCACUGUCCUGUCCGGUCCCCAACCCCUUCCCCGAGCUCACCUCCUCACUCGGCUCCCAAUGCCUCUGCAGUGCAACUCAGGUUAUCAAAGUGUACAAUGAGGACAACACCAGCCGAGCGGUCGAGGUUCCCAGUGACAUCACUGCCAGGGACAUCUGCCAGCUGUUUGUGCUGAAGAACCAUUGCAUCGAUGACCACAGCUGGACCCUGUUUGAACAACUCUCCCAUCUGGGCAUAGAAAGAACCAUAGAAGAUCAUGAAUCAGUCAUGGAGGUGCUUUCAAGCUGGGGCCUGGACACUGACAGCAGGCUUUAUUUCAGGAAGAACUAUGCCAAAUAUGAAUUCUUCAAGAAACCCCUGGAUUUCUUCCCAGAUCACAUGGUGUCCAUUUCAAGUGAAACCAAUGGGUUGAUGAAACACUGUGAGCUGGUCCAGACGUUUUUGAACUUGAGUACUUGUCCAGAGAUCCACGGACACCUCCAUGCCAAGGAGCAGGGCAGGAAGUCUUGGAAGAAGUUUUAUUUUGUCUUGAGGAGGUCUGGGCUGUACUUCUCCAACAAGGGGACUUCCAAGGAACCAAGACAUCUCCAGUUCAUCGCUGAGUUCAGUGACAGUGAUGUCUACACACUGCUGUCAGCCCGGAAGAACCACGGCGCUCCUACAGACUACGGCUUCUGUGUCAAGUCCAGUAAAGGGGCCUCCUCUCGGGACCUGAAGCUGCUGUGUGCUGAUGAUGAACAGAUCAGGACCUGCUGGGUCACUGCCAUGCGCCUGUUUAAGUACGGGAUGCAGCUGUACCAAAACUUUGUUCAGCCACACCAGAAACAGAAGUCUUCACCAAUGAGGAGCAUCUCUGAGAACUCGCUGGUGGCCAUGGACUUCUCAGGGCAGAAGAGCAGGGUGAUCGAGAACCCGUCCGAGGCGUUGUCUGUGGCCGUGGAGGAGGGCCUGACGUGGAGGAGGAAAAGCUGCCACCGGCUCAGCUCUCACGGAAGCCCUUCCACCUCCCAGAACCCCAUCUCCACUAUCGCUCUCCAUAUGGCCCAGCCCUGGUUCCACAGCAAGCUGUCUCGCGAUGAGGCCCAUCGCCUCAUCACUCAACAAGGUCUUAUUGACGGAGUGUUUCUCCUGAGGGACAGUCAGAGCAACCCCAAGAUGUUUGUCCUGUCGCUGUGCCACACACAGAGAAUCAAACACUUUCAGAUCCUACCUGUGGAUGAAGACGGGGACCUGUACUACAGCCUGGAUGACGGUCACACUCGCUUCACUGAUAUGAUCCAGCUGGUUGAGUUCUACCAGCUGAACCGGGGUGUCCUGCCCUGCAAGCUCAAACACCACUGUGCCCGCAUCACCCUCUGAACACACCACUGUGCCCGCAUCACCCUCUGAACACACCACUGUGCCCGCAUCACCCUCUGAACACACCACUGUGCCCGCAUCACCCUCUGAACACACCACUGUGCCCGCAUCACCCUCUGAACACACCACUGUGCCCGCAUCACCCUCUGAACACACCACUGUGCCCGCAUAGCCCGUGGGGCUGCUGUGGAGAACCACUCCAGCCCCCCCCCCCAACCCCUGUGCCUUGACCAGGAGCAUACACACAUGACACGGUAGCCACUAUGCUAACAGAAGUGAAACCACUGUUAGCACCCUGUGGAAAUGUGGUCAUGUCUUCAAAAACCAAAUUUCUUUUUUUUUUUUUUUAUAAAAGAUGAAAUGUAGGUUUUAUGAGAAGUGCAUUAUGAUAAAUCAGAAUUGACCACAGGUGUUUGCGGAAAAUUGUAUUGGGAGAGCGUGCAUGUACUGUAGGCUGGUCGGUCUGUGGCGUGUUGAUUAGUCCUGUAGGUUAGCCCGAAGGUGGAGUUAAAUCAUGAGGACAAGACCCAUGUUGUUGUGAAUUCCACACUUCAGUCCUCGUACUGUACUGUACUGUAUAUAUUGUAGAGCAGAAAACUGUUUUCGUUUUGAAAUCAGCUUACUUGAUCGUUAUAAACACUUUAGAGGAAUGAAAAUCUGGUACCACGACAAGCGGUCUAGUUGAUAGGUCUGCUGAGGUAUAGCCAUAAUCCUUGUGUGUUAUUGUCACAGUGAAGCUAAUUUGUGAAAUAAGUCAGGAAGGGGGUGUGUCUGAUCCAUCUGUUAACAAGGCAUGCUGGGAAAUGUAGUGCAGCACAGCUGUCAUCGCACCCAGGGUACAUUUCAGCUCUUGUUUCAUAUCUCAAGAUAUUCAGGUAUUUUCUAAAAAACAAUUAUUGUUUUUAUUGUGUUUGUGUGAGACGAUGACUUGCAGAGGAGAAUACCAGAUGUGUGCGUUGUGCUGUAGUGUGGACAUGCACACCUACACACACUAGUCUGCACUAUGCAUUCAGCUGAAACUGAUGGAUUUCAUUUGAAUCAACAUUGAAAACGCUGCGCACAUGCACAAUGCUAACGGCAGUUAAAGUUGAUUCGACAAAAUUAGAGAUUUACAACCACAGUGUAAGAUAAAUAUAUUGGGAUUUUGUUGAUCAUAUGAGAAUUGUUGUACAUUUAAAUUCAUUUUAUAGUCUUUCAUUUAAUUUUUUUUGUCACCCAUCUUAAUUCAGGUAAACGUGUGCAGCUGGCUAGCUAGCUGGUGUGUGGCACCCUGCAGCUUGUGAGCUAGCUGGUGUGUGGCUCCCUGCAGUGUGUGAGCUAGCUGGUGUGGCGCCCUGCAGCUUGUGAGCUAGCUGGUGUGUGGCGCCCUGCAGUGUGUGAGCUAGCUGGUGUGUGGCGCCCUGCAGCUUGUGAGCUAGCUGGUGUGGCGCCCUGCAGCUUGUGAGCUAGCUGGUGUGUGGCGCCCUGCAGCUUGUGAGCUAGCUGGUGUGUGGCGCCCUGCAGUGUGUGGGCUAGCUGGUAUGGCGCCCUGCAGUGUGUGAGCUAGCUGGUGUGUGGCGCCCUGCAGUGUGUGAGGUAGCUGGUGUGUGGCGCCCUGCAGUGUGUGAGCUAGCUGGUGUGUGGCGCCCUGCAGCUUGUGAGCUAGCUGGUGUGUGGCGCCCUGCAGCUUGUGAGCUAGCUGGUGUGGCGCCCUGCAGCUUGUGAGCUAGCUGGUGUGCGGCGCCCUGCAGCUUGUGAGCUAGCUGGUGUGGCGCCCUGCAGUGUGUGAGCUAGCUGGUGUGUGGCGCCCUGCAGCUUGUGAGCUAGCUGGUGUGGCGCCCUGCAGUGUGUGAGCUAGCUGGUGUGCGGCGCCCUGCAGCUUGUGAGCUAGCUGGUGUGGCGCCCUGCAGUGUGUGAGCUAGCUGGUGUGUGGCGCCCUGCAGCGUGUGAGCUAGCUGGUGUGGCGCCCUGCAGCGUGUGAGCUAGCUGGUGUGGCGCCCUGCAGCGUGUGAGCUAGCUGGUGUGGCGCCCUGGGCUCUGCAGUGGGGUUUGUUAUUGUCAGUUGCUGAAAUUUGGGCAAUCAUGCAGAGAACCUUUUCAACAUGUUUUAAAAGUAUCAAAUUGUAAUGUUCUAUAAAAUAAGUGGAAAUAUCAAUGUGAUAAAGCAUUGUAUUUGUUCCUUUUUAACCGAGAGAGAGCGGUACAUUUGACAGUUAUGAAUGUCAUGGACUGCAAUGUUUUCUAAAGAACACGUCGAUGUCUGUUUAGACAGUUCUGUUCUCUUAAUGGUUACAUAUCUAGAAGAUGCUGCAAGAUCAACACGCUAUAUACAUUCAUAAAAAGAUUGCAUAUACAUUGUUUUGGAUGACAUGUUAAUUGCACUGUAGUUGAAACACUGGUUAAAGACAAGAUACUCUGACUGUUAAAGGCUCUAGCUGUGUGUGUUUUGUAGUGCUUGCAUUUCUCCCAGGGCAGCAGGGCAUCCGUUUUAUACAGCCUAAACAGCCAAGUCUGAUAUGAACAUGUACUGUGUAUAUAUAAGUUAUGUCUUCUAUAAAGCUUUCUGUUUCCCCUUUU